GGCAUCGAUGAAGGUGUUUGUGUUCAUGUCGCCGCGUUCUCCGCCAUGUUUGCAGAUCUUCAGAGAGGUGUGUAGUUCACAGAGGAGGGCUGCCUGCUCUUUUUCUUUUGUCCGACCUCCUCUGCAAAAAUGCACCCCUCGCCAAUAAUUCAUCACGUUUCCUCACGAGCCGUAACACCGUUUGCUCCGUGAGUCUGUCAGAUCCGCCCAUGACUGAGGGAAUUAACUGAAGAUUAACAUUAGCUCUUCAAAACAUCUCGGAAUGUUCUCAAAAAAACCUCAUGGAGAUGUCAGGAAAUCGACACAGAAAGUGCUCGACCCUAAAAAGGACGUGCUGACAAGAUUGAAACAUCUGAGAAUCGUUAUAGAAAAUGCCGAGCCUCUGGAACUCAAGCACCUUUUCGAGCAGAAUUACUCGCACAUCUACUACGUGUUUUUCGAAAACUUUGUCACCAUCGAGGUUAACUUGAAACAGAAAGGUCACAAAUCGCAACGAGAGGAGCUUGAUUCGAUUUUGUUUAUAUUUGAGAAAAUCUUACAGCUGUUACCCGAGCGAAUUCAAGGAAGAUGGCAGUUCCACAGCAUAGGUCUCAUUUUGAAGAAACUGCUACACACUGGAAACUCCCUAAAGAUCCGCAGGGAAGGUGUGCGUCUGUUCCUGCUUUGGAUGCAGGCUCUACAACACAACGCCCUAAAAGAACAGCUCUGGAUCUUUGCCUGUCUGAUCCCAGGAUUCCCAGCACCGCAGUCCGAGCUAGGCCCUCGCACCCUGGAUAAUCUCAUUAGCCCUCCUCUGAACCUUCAGGAGUCCCAAGUCACUCCAGAAGAGAUAAGCCCCCUGGUGCCACCCCAGUCCGGAGAUAAAUCCCAGGAAGAUCUAACCGGUUACUUACUGGAGGCUCUUCUUAAAUACAUGGUAAACCAGGCAAAAAGUCUGGAGUGGAAAUGUAAGGAGAAUCACGAAAAGGGGUUCGCCUUCCUGUUCGCCAAUUUUAAAAAGUAUUACCUGCCCCAUAUCUUCCCCAACUUCUCCAAGGAGACCAGUUUGUACAAUCCUAUUCUGGAUGUCCCACCAAUGAGACAAAAGCCUUACUACAUAGUUUUAAAAAGAGACCCAGAGACCAAUGAAGCCUUGUACUGCACUAAAGAGAACUUCCUCAAUGCCAGAGUCAUAUUUAUCCGCUGGCUGGUGUCCUUCUGGCUGGAACCCAGGCCAAACACAGGAACACACAUCCCUGGCAUGGAAGGAGAAAGCGUGCCAAAGAAUAUACAGAGAGCGGCAGCAGGCCUAGCUGCCCGAGAAGAUGUGGGACCGAGACGUGACUCUCUGGAUGGGGUAGGGGGUGUCGAGCCGGAGCAGUCACACUCCAACACCAGCACCCUGACCGAGAGAGAGCCCAGCACUUCCAGUCUCUGCAGCAUAGAUGAGGAGCACCUCACCGACAUCGAGGUGGUCCGACGUGUCCUCUGUUCCUCCAGAACCAACGUCAACUUCAUCACGGAGAUCUUUCGACAGGCCUUUCUGCUGCCCAUGUGUGAAGCUGCAGCCAUGCGUAAGGUGGUACGGGUGUAUCAGGAAUGGAUUUCUCAACAGGAUAAGCCUGUGUUUAUGAGAGAGCCAGAAGAAGACCGAUUCUCAAGCCAGCUGGACUCCACCAAUGAGCAAAGAGCUGACAGAGAGAAGGAGGAUAUGACUGUGUCCGUUCACAACCGAAACUCUAAUUGGUGCAGGAGUAGAUCAUCUGACACCGAGAUGCUGGAGCACAACGUUCAUGCUGGUGUUCAAGCAACACUACAGGCUUUCAUCACCAAUUCCUCAAAUGUCUUCCUUCUCGAGGCUGCCAAUGAGAUGAAGACCCUUCUGGAGGAGCAUGUUGACAUGUGCAAGCGUGUGCUCAACAUAUACCGCAGUCUGGUCAUGCAUGAGACCAUGAACCAAAAGAGCUGGGAACAGAUCCUGUUGGUGUUGCUAAGGGUAACUGAAUAUGUGAUGAAGAGACCUCCAUCCAUCAUGCCUCAUGGCAAGAAAAGUAACACAUUAUCGGGCCGAUUGGCUGGGGCAAUUUUUCAGACUCUGAUCGUGGCCUGGAUCAAAGGGAAUCUAAACGUGUACAUCUCUCGAGAGCUGUGGGACGACCUGCUGUCUGUACUCUCCUCUCUCACAUGCUGGGAAGAGCUGGUCACCGAGUGGUCACUUACCAUGGAAACACUUACAAAGGUACUCGCUCGCAAUCUUUACAACCUGGACCUGAACGAGCUUCCCCUGGACAAACUUAGCGAGCAGAAACAGAAGAAACACAAAGGCAAAGGUGGCUUCCAUGAGGGGCAGAAAAUUGUUGUGGAUCGAUCUUUCUCUAAAGGCUGGAGUCGAGACCUGCCGGGCCAGGCGGCUGUGAUGAGACAGCGCAGUGCUACCACAGCUGGAUCUCCAGGAAUAGAGAAGGUCAGAAGCAUCGUUAGACAGAAGACCGUGGCUCUGCGUAGUUGCUCUACGGGGGACAGUUUGUUGUCCUCAACUUUUAUCCGCAGUGCUAAAAGCGCACCUGUCCUGAUCCACCCCGUACACCCUCUCCUGCCUGAUUCUGUGCUCACUCCCCUAGCUGAUGAGCUGUCAGACCUGGAGGAACCUCCCAUGGCUCAGCGCGGGCCGCGGACUCGCCACUGCUCCCAGAGCGAGGAGACUCCGUCGUCAGAGGUGUUUUCAGCCUCCAGUGACCUGGACCAGCCCCCUCUCCCCCGCAGCAGCAGCGCCUCUGACAUCAUGGAGCCCUUCAUCGCCGAGCGGGUCAAAGGUGCACUUCCUGUCUCUGACAGUCCCUCUCACUCCACCCACUUUACCACCUCGGCUCAAACCGAGUCCCCUCACUUUAACCCGACCCCACAACCACCCCCCGACAGCCAGGCAUCCCUAGAAUUGGGCGAGAGCAUCUAUGACCACCUCUGCCAGAUGCCAGGGCAGGAUCCCCCAUUUAUUCCAGAUUGGUCUUGUCCGGCUGUCGCUCCGGUCAGUCAGAUCGAAGCUGACGGCGAGGAGGAUGUCUUCAGUGCUUUCAGGGAGUUUUGUAGCAAAGAGAAUUAUUUAGAGGUGUUUGGGGAGAAAUCGGAGACGGGUGCGAACGGCAGGCAGGUGCAGUUUGGAGGAAGUGGGGAUUGGGCACUCGAGUGGGAUAGAGAGAUGGAGCAGAGCGAGAAAAGCUUGUAUGAGUGUUUAGAGCAGUGCGAUUGGGAUUUAGGCGUUACCCAGAAAGGUGUCAAUCAGGAGGAGCCGCACAUCGUCCCUAGUGUGCAUCCAGCAGAGGGCAGCAAAGUCACACAGUUACACCGGCAGAACGCUACGGAUAGGGUCAGCGAGAGUGAGCUUAGUUCACAGCCGUCCCAAGUUACACAGAGGACCAAACUCUCCCAUUCCGACCCAAAAAAGCGCCACAGCGGUGGGGUGCACGUUAGCUUCCGCCCGUCCACUGAGUCUGUGCUCUUUCACAACCCCUUGGACCCCAAAGAGGCCCACUGGAAGACCCGGCUUCGCCGUCUCGGCCACUUCCAUUCGGUUGGCGGGAGCGGGUCAGCGCCGAAGGUCAAAGACGGGGUUGGGGAGGGAGUCAUCUGUUGCGAAGUGACGGAGCGGGAUAAAAGCUCCGCCAGCGGGGCAAGGCGUGGCAGGCUCGGCCGCCCGACUCUCCGCCCACGAGGGUCCCGCUCUAGGUCUCAGGAGUCUGGUUGCAGCCCCUCACGGCAGCAGCAGGCGGCGAUGUUGGGUGGUGUGUAUAAGUCUGUGGUCCAUGCCCUCUCCAAACCCAAGGCCCAGGCGGUGUCACCCCAGCGGCACGGCAAAGCGCCCGCCACCGAGGCGCAUCUGAAGGACCUGUAUGCACACGUAAUGGGCUAUUUUGGAAGAAAAACAUCAGUCAAUAAAGAUGAGCUGACACCCAAAAUGAGGCCCAUGUCCAAUGACGCCGGCAACAGCAACCCGAACGUCAGUGAUCUUAUGGAUGAGUUCAUUCAGGAGAGGCUGAGGGCCCGAGGCAAUUCUAGCAUGACAAGACGUGGCAGUAGCCCGGGUAGUCUGGAGAUCCCAAAAGAUCUUCCAGAGCUCCUGAACCGCCAAAACGCCACACGACCUGCGGACGACCCCGGUGUGCCCUCUGAGUGGACAUCACCAGCUAGUGCCAGCGGAAGUGACCUCAUAAGCUCCGAUAGCCAAUCAGAUUCCUUUAACGCUUUUCAGUAUGUCAACAAGUUUGAGAAUUUCAGCUUCCCUCCUGAGACGUGCACUUUGGGCUCUUUAGAUCAGGAUAGUUUGGGUGGAACAGGACAGACGGCUGAGGAACAGGAGCUGUCCAGCCUCACGACACUCCACAUUGAUUCCGAGACGAGCAGCCUCAGUCAGCACGGCAUAUCGGCUGAUACAGUCACUAUUACCGGUUCAGAGAGCGCGUCUCCCAUGCACUCGCUUGGAGGUUCUCGAUCACAGACGCCAUCCCCAGCCACACUCACCGCCGAACACGUCCAACAUAAAGACCUACAGCUGGAUGAGAAAAUGCAUCACUCUGUCCUGCAGACGCCUGAUGACCUCGAAACAAGCGAAUUUCCGACGGAGGAUGGCAGCGUGAUGUCCGGAGGUACCUUGACCGGGUGGCACGCUGAUGUCGCCACGGUGAUGUGGAGGAGAAUGCUAGGCAUUCUGGGAGAUGUCAACUCUAUCAAGGACCCUGAAAUCCAUGCACAGGUCUUUGACUACCUCUGUGAACUCUGGCAGAACUUGGCCAAGAUCAGAGACAAUCUCGGGAUCUCCCUUGACAACCAGUCUUCUCCACCUCCGCCCGAUCUGAUUCCACCUCUUCGCAUUCUGACUCCAUGGCUCUUCAAAGCCACUAUGCUUAGCGAACGCUAUAAACAGGGAAAACUCCACGCCUAUAAGCUCAUCUGUAAGAUCAUGAAGAGAAGACAGGACGUUUCCCCUAACUCGGACUUCCUCAUGCACUUCUACAACAUCAUGCACUGUGGCCUGCUUCACCAAGACCAGGACAUCGUAAACACCAUCAUCAAGCACUGUUCUCCACGCUUCUUCUCUAUUGGUCUUCCUGGAGCAACUAUGCUCAUCCUGGACUUCAUCGUGGCAGCGAGCCGGGUGACCGCCUGCUCGUCCCUUAACGCUCCUCGGGUGGAAGCUCAGAUUUUGUUGGGGUCCCUCGUAUGUAUCCCAAACCUGUAUAAGGAACUUCCCGCCCUCCACCCCACAACGGCUGAGAUCAUCAUGACGAAAUUCACAGAUGUCAAGGAGCACAUAAUCAAACACAUCUUGACCUCAGCCAGAGAUGAGCCUUCUGCACCAGCAAGGUGUGUGGCACUCUGCAGUUUGGGGGUUUGGCUUUGUGAAGAGCUGGUUCAUGGCACACAACACCCACAGAUCAAAGAAGCACUCAAUGUCAUCUGUGUCACUCUCAAGUUCUCGAAUAAAACCGUCGCCCUGGCGGCCUCGGACAUCCUGCACCUGCUUAUAAACUACGUGGACGAUCUGCAGACGUUCCCACCCAACACUCCAAAGAAAAUUGUGGAGGUCCUUAUAGCAACCAUUACUUACCUUCUGCCGGCCACAGAGUCCUCCCCUCAUGAGCUGGACAAAAGGCUGGUUGUUUCUCUGCUCCUGUGCCUGCUGGACUGGGUCAUGGCUCUACCUCCAAAAACUCUCCUUCAGCCAGUUGACGGAGCCUCUGACGAGGAGACCAACGACAAGUCUGUUCUUAGCUGCAUUUAUAAGGUCCUCCAUGGUUGCGUAUACGGUGCACAAAGCUUUAGUAACCCCAGUUACUUCCCCAUUCACCUGUCAGACUUGAGUAGCCCAGACUAUGACCCCUUCCUACCGCUGGAGAACUUGAAGGAACCGGAGCCUCUCCAUUCGCCCGACUCUGAACGCUCCUCCAAACUGCAGCCCGUCACUGAAGUGAGGAGUCGUAUUCAGCACGGCCUGAUCUCAAUUGCCGCACGCACAGUCAUAUCCCACCUGGUCAACCACCUGGGCCACUAUCCCAUGAGCGGUGGUCCGGCUACUCUGACAAGCCAGGUGUGCGAGAACCAGGAUAAUCCAUACAGCGAGAGCGCUGACCUGACGCCUGAACUCUUUGAUGCUCCCAACUUGCAGUUCUUUGUGCUUAAUGGAACCACACUGCUGUCCUACCUUCAAAUCCGGGCAGAGGGUGGUCUGCCCGGAGGCGGUAUGUCGGCUGGCCUCACCACUACCAAUGCCUGUGUACGAGUCAUCGUGAGGGACAUUUCCGGAAAACACUCCUGGGACUCAGCCGUGCUGUAUGGCCCACCUCAAUGCAUCAGUCCCGGUCAACCUUUGCACCUUUAUUCAUCCUCCACUCCAGCAGGGGGAAGUAGAGAACAUGCCAAAGAUCAGGGUAGUUUAGAGAGUGGCAGUCAAGAAGAGCCAGAGAAUGGAGCGUUUCAUGAAAAUGAGGAGAACCUGGAGAGGGAUGAAGAGGAAGACAAUGAGGACAGGGAGGAGAUGGAACUUGAGGAAGAGGAUGAAGAGGCAGCACUGGAGCUGAUGGCCCCACAGGCGAAACGGCGGUGCACUGAAGUCGUCCCAAGAUGGGACUCCCUGAAUGAUGGAGAAGACGUGCUGGACGAGAUGCUGCAGUACUUGGAAUACUCUAGCCCGGAGUGCCUGCAGCGCACCGGCGCACCUCUCAAUAUACCAGCCCCGCCCCCCAACUGCGUGUCCGAGAAGCAGGAGAAUGAUGUCAUCAAUGCCAUCUUGAAGCAGUGCGCUGAAGAGCGCGACUUUACGCUGCAUUGUGGGAACGGCAUGAACAUGAGAGCGGCGGUCCAGCAAGAGCCAAGCCCUCAGAGACCCCAGUCGGCCUUCUACUACUGCAAACUGCUCCUCAACAUACUGGGCAUGAACUCCUGGGAAAACAGGAACAGUUUUCACCUGCUGAAGAAGAACGAAAAACUACUGAGAGAGCUGAAGAAUCUGGAUUCCAGACAGUGUCGCGAAACGCACAAGAUUGCAGUGUUUUACGUGGCAGAGGGACAAGAAGACAAGCACUCCAUAUUGUCCAACACAGCUGGAAGUCAGGCGUAUGAAGACUUUGUGUCAGGCCUGGGCUGGGAGGUCAACCUUACUAGUCACUGUGGAUUCAUGGGUGGCCUUCAACGUAACAAAAGUACGGGUUUGACGAUGCCAUACUUUGCCACCUCUACGGUAGAGGUGAUGUUCCAUGUGUCUACGCGCAUGCCUCCAGAUUCAGACGACUCACUCACUAAAAAGUUACGGCAUCUGGGCAACGAUGAAGUGCACAUCGUGUGGUCCGAGCACUCACGGGACUACAGGAGGGGCAUCAUUCCCACUGAGUUUGGAGAUGUGCUGAUCAUCAUCUACCCCAUGAAGAACCACAUGUACAGCAUCCAAAUCAUCAAGAAGCCUGAGGUGCCAUUCUUUGGCCCGCUGUUUGACGGAGCUAUAGUGGAUGGAAAGAUCUUACCCACAGUCGUUCGAGCCACGGCCAUCAACGCCAGCAGAGCUCUGAAAUCCUUGAUUCCUCUCUAUCAAAAUUUCUAUGAAGAGAGAGCCAGGUAUUUGGAAACCAUAGUCGAGCAUCAUUCUGAAGCCACGGCGUUUGAGGACUACGCCGCCCGUGUUUUCUGCCCCGCACCUUUCCACUAUCUGCCAUCUGAAGCAGGCUCAUGCAUCGAGAGUCAACCGGGCGAAAGUCCGGCAAUGCAGGUAGACGGGAACGAUUUAGCCUCACCAAUGUCGCCUCGUGCUAGCAAGAGCCGGAUGUCCAUGAAGCUGCGCCGUUCCUCCGGCUCUGCCAACAAGACUUGACCCUUUCAUCCCGAAGAGAUGCGCAAAAUGCAACGACACGCCAUUCGCUCUCACUUCAGGACUCCGCCCAUUGCACGGUCAGAGAUGAACCACACCUUCAUGAGAACUGCAGCCACACCCUCCCACACAGCUGAGAGCCAGAAGGAUCAAAGACACGUUUUUGCAGUUGUUGAUGUUUAGUGCGGAAAAAGAAAUGUUAUUUUGUCGAUUUGUGUUAAUUACUUCCUCUACAGUUAUCAUAGCUGGUCUAGUGUGUUGCCCACUACGACUGCCAGUGAAAUGAGAACAAAUUCAAACAUUUCCUUUUGGUCGCCAGUGUAUCAGUCACAACUUUUUAUAAUUGUACAAAAGACUCUUGAGCGCUGAGGUUUUCUUUAUAUGCAACGCUGGUGAUGGUGUGUUCGAAAUACAUGUUUGUGGAGCGGAUGUUCAGUUAAACUGAAGCAUUUCUGGCUGUUACGUUCAGUUCAGAUCCUGAUGUGGAACAUGUUUUUAUAUAACAUUCACACUUGCAACACGUCAUUUUUUGGUUUGUUUGCCAUUUUUCUUUAUCUAUCACAUUUAGUGCGGUUUUCAAUUGAUUAUAAUUUUUUAUUAUUAAUGCUAUAAUGGACCGCCCCUUUGUCAUUUGUAACGGUUAUUUGUGUAUAUAUCUAUAAAUAUAAAAUAUAUACAUAUUUAAUGUAUGUGUAUAGUGUAUGAACAGUAUCUGAUCUGUGUACAUAUUUAACAGUAUUUAAAUCAACCAAAAAAGCAAAAGGGUAAUUAAAGCUAAAGCCACAUCCAGUCAGAUAGAGCUUGUAUGUCUUUCUGUGUGGCUUAGUCCUGCUUUAGUAUCGUUUCUUAGCACACCGGCCUAAGAAACAAGCCUCUUUUACGUCAUGCAUGCCUCUUCAUCUCACCUGGGAUGAGAUUUUUAAGGAAACAUGUGAAUGAAUCGUCACAUUACCAGGUCUUGCAGGGUGUGGACGACGUUGCCAAAUUGAGCUGAAUUACGCGCUUUGUGCAGGUUCAGCAGAUCAGUGGCAGCUGGGAGAGAGCACUGUGUCAUGUGAUAUUUUGCUUGUAAAGACACUUGGACAGCCUUUAAAGUUUUUAUAAACAUGUAGAUGUGAAAGUGUACAAGAGCAUCUUUCUCCGACACUCUGUUAAGCGGCACUUGUUCAUUUCAUCACUCUCUCAUUGUUUAAUAGAUUAAGUGGAUUAAGUGAUGCUAAAGACGGGUGCAAGAUGCAUUUGACAAAAUAUCCCAUGUUUGAGAUCAAAUCACGUUUGUAUAUUUUCUUGGCAGAAACAUUUCAUAAGGGUUAGUCUUUAUGGAAUCUUUUUAAUGUUUCAUUUUUUAUUUGAAAUUAUUUAGAAAUAUAGGAUAUUCAUAUACACAAGGGGUCAAAAUCAUGCAACACUGUUGGAUUAAAAUGAUCAUAACAUGUAUAUUAAAGGCCUGCACACAAGUGACUGAAAUCUGUGCGCAAUUUCAAGGGGAAAAAAACUUUCCUAGGUAGAUUUGAUGUAUGUUACUACUGACCAAAUGCUGCAUGUACCAGUAAUAACUGCAUGUGUUGAUUUAACAACUGCACAACACACACGCACAUACGCAGAUCCACAAUAAUGUCAUACCGUGGAAUCUUAAACAUUUGUAUCAGAUGUUGAAGGAGGAGAGUGGAUGUGCAAUCACACUUAAGAAUAAAAUGAUUCUUACAACA
Molecule: messenger RNA, 9540 nt
Organism: Triplophysa dalaica
Lineage: Eukaryota; Metazoa; Chordata; Actinopteri; Cypriniformes; Nemacheilidae
Gene: ralgapa1
Product: Ral GTPase activating protein catalytic subunit alpha 1
Exons: 41
Coding region: 263-7834 (2523 amino acids)
Biological process (GO): regulation of small GTPase mediated signal transduction; positive regulation of GTPase activity
Cellular component (GO): cytoplasm; nucleus
Molecular function (GO): GTPase activator activity
Source: RefSeq, a predicted model, not a curated record